Messenger RNA from Cucurbitaria berberidis CBS 394.84, 1662 nucleotides. Its product is annotated as glycerol kinase. The coding region runs from base 1 to 1662 and encodes 553 amino acids. Gene Ontology annotation, cellular component: mitochondrion. The transcript has 6 exons. Lineage: Eukaryota; Fungi; Ascomycota; Dothideomycetes; Pleosporales; Cucurbitariaceae. The record is from RefSeq and is a predicted model, not a curated record. Gene Ontology annotation, molecular function: glycerol kinase activity. Gene Ontology annotation, biological process: glycerol-3-phosphate biosynthetic process; triglyceride metabolic process; glycerol metabolic process.
AUGGCGAUCGAAAAUGCCUCGGCGCAGGACCCUGAUCCGCAACCCAUACCCAAAGAGCAGGUUAUAGACAGCACGCAGUCCACUCAACUGGACGAGAAGAAGUUGAAGCAGUUCUUCAUCGGCAGUAUUGACCAGGGCACAACGAGCACGCGUUUUAUCAUAUUCGAUGGUCUCGGGGAGCCGGUGGCGCAACAUCAGAUUGAGUUUACACAGAUGUACCCCGAGUCAGGAUGGCAUGAACAUGACCCGAAAGAAAUCAUCUCGUCCAUAGAGCAGUGCAUUGAAAGGGCGACGAAUAUCUUCUUAGACCAGGGCCACGAAAUCGAGGACAUCAAAGCUGUCGGCAUUACUAAUCAGCGUGAAACGACAGUCGUUUGGGACACCAAGACCGGCGAACCACUCUAUAAUGCAAUUGCUUGGCCAGAUACCAGAACCAAGGGCCUGGUUCGAGAACUGAAGCACCACAAAGGUGCCGACGAACUGCUAAAUAUCUGUGGGCUUCCGCUGUCAACCUACCCAUCAUCGGUCAAGCUGCGGUGGAUGCUGAACCAUGUUGACUCCGUUCGAGAAGCUUACGAUGAAGGCCGGCUAUCUUUCGGCACCAUUGACACAUGGAUUCUGUACAAUUUGAAUGGCGGUAAAGAAGCUGAUAUACAUGUGACCGACGCCACCAAUGCGUCAAGGACAAUGUUUAUGAACUUACACACGGUUCAGUACGAUGACAAGCUCCUAGAAUUCUUCGGACUAGACCGCAAGAAGCUGAAUCUGCCGAAGAUUGUCCCAUCAUCAUCACCAGACGCUUUUGGGUCGCUAAGGACUGGUCUCUUGAAAGGCAUCCGUAUCGCAGGGUGUUUAGGAGACCAGUCUUCAGCUCUGGUUGGUCAACAAGGCUUCAUACCCGGUAUGGCAAAGAACACAUACGGAACCGGAUGCUUUCUCCUGUACAACGUCGGCGAGAAGCCUGUCAUCUCAACACAUGGCCUCCUCGCUACCAUUGCAUAUGAUUUUGGUGGGAAACGAAAGCCUGUCUAUGCACUCGAAGGCAGCAUCGCUGUCGCAGGAAGUGGCGUGAAAUUCCUUAUGAACAACAUGGGCUUCAUAACGCACUCACAUAAAAUCAGUGAUCUUGCAGCCUCAGUGAAAGACAAUGGCGGAUGUGUUUUCGUAACGGCUUUCAGUGGUCUCUUUGCGCCGUACUGGAUUGACGACGCCAAGGGCACCAUUUUUGGUAUUACACAAUUCACCGAGCGGGGUCACAUUGCUCGUGCAACUCUUGAAGCGACUUGCUUUCAAACUAGGGCGAUUCUCGAUGCGAUGGAGCUUGACAGCGGCCACAAAUUGAACAUGCUUGCAGUUGACGGCGGAAUGAGUAACUCCAAUCUAUGCAUGCAGACACAAGCAAACAUCAUCGGUAUCCCCGUGGAUCGUCCAGCAAUGCGCGAGACUACCGCCCUAGGUGCAGCUAUAGCAGCAGGCUUCGCGGUUGACGUGUGGAAGGAGUUUGAUGAGCUCAAGGAGAUCAACCAGAAAGAUCGUAUGAUCUUCGAGCCGAAUAUCAGCAAGGAUGAGGGCGAGAAGAUGUUCAAGAAAUGGGGAAGGGCAGUAGACAUGUGUCGUGGUUGGCUCGACGCUGACGAGGCCAAUGGAGAGUUCCGUGAUUAA